AUGGAUUGCAUCUAUGGUGUGGAUUUGGAGGAGUUGUGCCCAGUGUGUGGCGACAACGUGUCUGGCUAUCACUAUGGUCUGCUAACAUGCGAAAGCUGCAAGGGCUUCUUUAAGAGGACAGUCCAGAACAAUAAGCGCUACACUUGUGCAGAGAGCCAGGAGUGUAAAAUUGACAAGACACAGAGAAAGCGCUGUCCUUUCUGCCGCUUCCAGAAGUGCCUCACCGUGGGUAUGCGACUCGAAGCAGUUCGAGCAGACCGAAUGCGAGGUGGCCGAAAUAAGUUCGGGCCAAUGUACAAGCGAGACCGGGCCUUAAAGCAGCAGAAAAAAGCUUUAAACCGGGAGAGUGGGCUAAAGAUGGAGUCCAUGCCACCUGUCAUGUCACCUACCCAGACAGACUAUGCCCUCAAUAGCACGUUGCCCAAUCUGCCAGACAUUUCCAGCAAUAAAAACAUCCUCCUAAACAUGCCCUCUUCCACCACAUCCCCAGAGUAUGAGCAGGGCCUGUACCCCACACCUGGCUGUAUGAGCCUGGGUUCUCACAGCCCACUGCCUUCUCAGUAUUCUUACCAAUCUUUGCCCUGUCGCACCAUCAAAUCUGAGUUUCCUGACCACUACGCCAGUAGCGGCUCUCCAGGUUCCACUGGGGGAUACACUUACACUGAUCAGACUCAGACUAUGAGCUCACCUACACCUCACACAGGCCUUGACUUGCCGGCACUGGUUUUGGAGUUUGUGCGCUGUGAACAGGAUGAGCUGCUGGUACGGAGUAAGAUCAGCACUCACCUGACACUUCUACAACAGAACCAGAGCUCCACUGAACCACUCUCAACCUUCGGCUUAAUGUGCCACAUUGCAGACCAAACACUAUUCUUCAUUGUGGAAUGGGCAAGAAGCUGCAACUUCUUCAAAGAACUCAAGGUAGGGGAUCAGAUGAAGCUACUGCACAACUGUUGGAGUGAGCUACUGGUGCUUGAUUAUAUCUCCAGACAGGUCCAUCAUGAUGAACAAGACAGUAUUUUGCUCAUUACUGGACAGAAGGUGGAUCUGACUUCGUUGCUGACUCAGGCAGGGGCAACCCUGGGUGAGUUGGUUCGAGGGACACAGCAACUGGCCCAGCAUCUUCAGGAGCUACAGUUAGACUGCAGAGAGAUCAUCUGUUUAAAGUACCUCAUCCUGUUCAAUCCUGAUGUAAAGCUAUUGGAAAACCAGGAAUAUGUGGAAAAUGUGUAUCACCAGGUGAGUGGUGCAUUACUGGAAUACACAUUGUGUGUAUAUCCACAGCACGUGGACAGAUUCAGUCAGCUGCUGCUGCAUCUUCGAGAGCUACGAGUUCUAAGCACUCAGGCGGAGGAUUACCUGAGCUAUAAACACCUCAAUGGAGAUGUUCCAUGCAACAAACUGCUCAUAGAGAUGCUACAUGCCAAGAGAGCCUGUGUCUGACAUAGAGACACCAAAUUCUACACUUGUACAAAUACAAAUAUAUAUGUUUGUAUAGUUAUGCACAGAAAAGAGAAAAUAUGUAUGUGUGGGGUAGCUCUUAGACAGAAUAAGUAUUGUACAGGCAUGUCUCUGUUCAUUUUGAGCUAAUAUAAUCUGUCUUAACCAUGACAAAAGGCCCUGUCUAUACAGCAGAUAUUCAUAGAUAAAAUAAAGGCAUGUUCUAUGUGAACUUAGAGCUACAUAGAUGUUUCCAACUCUUUCUGAUCUCUGUUUGAAGAUUAUGUGGUGGUCAAAUAAAUCUUUUGUACCUGCUUGUCCAUCAGUUCUCAUCGAAACCUGGGAUUUUUUCACAGCUUCAGUGUGAGUUCUCUGAAUAAGGUAAAAAAGUGAAUAAAGAAGCAUGCUUACAUAUAACAGGAGGUAAAACUUCAGAUCUAGGAUCAUUUCAAAGAACAAGGAGUAAUAGCUGAAAGUGUAUGUUUUUCAUAUACAUUAUAAACAUAGAUAACAAUCUUAUUUGGUAUUUGGGAGACAUGUUUGUAUUCUCAGUAAAAGGAAAAUAUAUUUUAAAAAGCAUAAAAUGCAAGUACAGUAGCUAAAAUUAGAUUUUCCUACUGUCGCAUGGAAAUUCCUGUGGUUCUACAGUGGUCGUUGGUUUACUGUCACAUAGGCUGUAAGUAUGGUUAGUGUAUGUGUGAUUAUUACUAACAAUGCUUGUGCCAUCUUUCUUGUAAUUUGAACAUAAUGGAUAGCUGUUUAAUUUAAACUCAUUAUAAUGGAAGCCUAAGGGCAGUUGUUCAACUCUGUCAAUAAAUCUUUAAGUGCACUAUAUUUUUGUUGAAUGCAUUCAUGAAUUGUUCAAAGGUAUUUGUAA
This is a messenger RNA of Hemibagrus wyckioides, 2317 nucleotides long. RefSeq names its product nuclear receptor subfamily 5, group A, member 1b (gene nr5a1b). The transcript has 6 exons. Bases 1 to 1443 code for a protein of 480 amino acids. NCBI's taxonomy places the organism in Eukaryota, Metazoa, Chordata, Actinopteri, Siluriformes, Bagridae. Gene Ontology annotation, molecular function: RNA polymerase II cis-regulatory region sequence-specific DNA binding; zinc ion binding; nuclear receptor activity. Gene Ontology annotation, cellular component: RNA polymerase II transcription regulator complex. The record is from RefSeq and is a predicted model, not a curated record. Gene Ontology annotation, biological process: tissue development; regulation of transcription by RNA polymerase II; hormone-mediated signaling pathway.